GGUCCUCUACCUGUGGUUUCUAGUACUGGUCAUGCUGCAGCUGCGCAUUAGUAACCUUGAUGAUUCCUUUCUGUAUGUGAGCCUCUGCUGCACCUGUUUUCUUCUAUUGUGAACGUAACCAACAUUUUCCAAGAUGGAAACUACUAAUUACAAAAAAAGGGAGAGCCAGGAAUUACUUUGCACUGAUAUCUCAACGAAUAGUAUGAAAAAAUAUAAGCGGCAAAGUUCAGAAUACACAAGAAUUUUUCUUCAAGCUUUGUCUACAUUACCAGAACAGAAGAAAAUAAUCAUCAGGAAGCUUGGUUUUGGUUCUAUUCUGGGUUUUUCAUGCUUCAGCAAUGUUGAUGUAAUUUUUGAAUGGCUAAUCUCGCAGUUUGAUACAAGCUCUGGAACUCUGUCACUAGAAGAUCGCUUCACAUUCACAUUAUCUUCUCACUCGGCACACAUGAUACUAGGAUUCCCUGCUGGUCCAAAAGCUGUAGUCAGAACCCAAUCAGUAGAACACCCAGAUUUCAUUUUCAACAUUGUGAAAACAAAGUUUCCUACAGUAGAACAUCUAUGUUAUUUGCUGUCAACUGAUUUGGAUGAAGAUUCUUUCACUGUGAUUUUCAUGAUGUUACUACUUACUGCUUUUAUUGAUCCAAAUGCAUCUGGAAUUCCAAACCCUGCUUAUUAUGCCAACUUGGAAGAUAUUUCUUCAAUCCCAAACCUUGACUGGUGUAAAUUCACACUUGAUUGCCUGUUACGAUCUAUCGAAAAAUUCCUGUUCAGGAAAAAACAAAACAUAGAUCUGGAAUCUGGAGGUUGCAAGAUUCUACUAGUGAUAUCGUACUUUGAGUUUCUAAUAACUUCAGAGUUUAACUUGGGCAACAGCUUACCAAGGUUACCACUGUGGACAACCCAUGUUGUCAACUCAUACAUCGCACUUGAUUCACAACAAGGACAUAUUAAAGGAUUUGGAAGACUCUCUAAAAAGCACAUAACAUCAACACCAUUCAAAGGUAGUAAGCAGCAGAUGGAAAUUCCUACAGAAAUAAGAGAUUACAUGGAGCUAAAAUUUGAAGGAAUUCCUUUAUGCCAGGAAAAGAAGAGGCUGCAAUCGUUGGUUUCCAAUUUCUUCAAGAAAAUGGUUCAAAAUUGCAUACCAAUCGUUAAAGGUUAUGUAGACGACAUUCAACUUGUUUCAUCUUCAACACAUAAACAAGAACUUGAGCCAUCUUUCGAGAACGAAUUGCAUUUUCCUGCCCAAGCUAAUAAGAAUGCAAUAAUUGAAGAAAGCAAGUCAGAAAUGGUUGUGUACCAACAGAAGAAAAAAGUCUCGGAAGAAGAGAUGGAGAAAUUCUUCCAGAAUAUGUUGUUUUUCAAUCAAAUUCAAGUUCCACAAGACAACUACGACAUUAGAAGUGAGUUCCAUCAAAUUCUACAUAAUAUCAGUGAACGUUGUUCCCUUGGAGAACAAUCUGGUGGUUUUGAUCUACCAAAUCUUUAUCCUGAAUUCGAAUCAAGUUUACUAUAUCCAAAAGGCAUGACAUCAGCAAUCAAUGUGAAUGAUACAUCGUUGCAGUUCUCUGAAUUCCUUAAACAAAUUAAAGAAGAGCUUUCUUUUGAAAUAAAAAAUCAAAGGAUAUCAUAUCCAACAAUGGAACAGGACUGCAAGUUCUCUCUUCAGAAUUUUGAGUUCUAUUUGCCUAGUGAAGAAGAACCAUUUCAUGGAGAUGAUGACAACUUGCAUGAAUUCUUUAGGAGACCAGAUAAUAUUUUAUCACACAAUGGCAUAAUAAGUGAUGUUACACCCAAAAUUAACUGGCAAACUAUUGGUCAGAAAAAAGUUCAAGAUGAUAAAUAUGUUUUCUCUCUAAAUGAAAGGCUACUUGGGAAAAGAAUUCCUUCAAUCACUGAUGAAAACAAAGGAAAUUUCCCUUGUUUCAAUCUUUUCGAAGAAGACAAUCCAAAUAUGUCUGGUCAUACAUAUUCCUCGCCAGGAUCAAAACUGAAAGCAAUUGAUCCUCUUUUACAUAUGGUUCUUGACCAAUGUGGGCAAGAAAUAUUAGGAGGACAAAGCAGUAUCAAGUUAAAAACUCCUUUCAUUCCUAGCAGCAAACUAAAAAUGCAACAUGUGCAACCUCCGCAACAAGUUAUUUUCGCCACUGCACUUGAGCAUGAAUUUUACUGCAAACUUACAAGUACCAAAACAGAAAGCAGCCCUAGGAUUUUUGAAAUUAAAAGAGUAUGGGUGGAUCAGAGAACUUUGGCGUUAUCAAUGAACACAGGAGGUUGGAUUCACCCCUGUGUAAUGGAUUGUUAUGGAAUGCUAACUUCAACCGAGCAAAUUCAUCGUAGAAAAGAAGGGAAAUUUGGUGAGAAAGAAAUUCUCAUGCAUGUCGUCAUAAAAGAAGUCACGAAAUUACUGAUGGACCCUAACCUGGAUUGUUCUGACCCAGAAUAUAAGAGGGUUUUAUCACUAGAUUAUGUUGGAUAUAGAUUGGAAAAUGCAGGACUGGUACACAUUCCAUGUCCAGUUGGAAAAGAGUGGAUUCUUAUUGUCGCAAACUUCAUUGAUAAAUCAUUUGAUGUAUUAAAUCCUGAUUCCGCAGAAGAAAAGUUCUCAUCAGUAGUCAGCACUGUGAUUUUCAAUUUCAAACAGCUGUUUGUCAAAUGUUACCCUGGUUGCUUCAAGUUCAAUAUACAUGACUUUAGUGUUAAGUAUGUUCAUGUGCCUAAACAAAACUUUAGGUAUGACUCUGGAAUUUUUGUGAUCCAGUACAUAAGAUGCUACAAUGGAGUUGAAGUACAACAAUUCUCAAAUGUUGACUUGCAAGCAAUCCGUGAAAAAGUGUCAUGCCAGCUAGUGAUAAACAAAUUCAAUGAGCAACAAGUGCCAAUAGCUCGAGAAUUCAUUGCGAAGCAUGCUCCGCAUCUUCUCCAUUGAUCAAGAAAGCAAAGUUUUUUCAACAGGACAUAUGAUGUAUUACAGUUAUAUCAUGAUCAAGGAACUUCUCAAUCCUGCUUCUUCCUUGGGAUUUUCGCCGCUGAGAGCUUCUUCUCUGAUUCGUCCCCCGAGUCCGGUCCUCCGCCUCGGCCUCCGCCCCUUCUUCGCUCGUGUUCUGUUUUCGUACACGAACUACUGGAUCUCUUACAAAAUGAGAUAUUACAUUCCAUGGUUGGAGAAUAUAGUCUUGUUACGAGACUUCCUUUUAUAAGUGGGAUUUAUUUUUACGCUUGUUUUUAAUUUGAAUUAUGCAAGACCUACAUGAAGUACAUACAAGAUGUUUUUAAUU
Lolium perenne is the source of this 3278-nucleotide messenger RNA. NCBI's taxonomy places the organism in Eukaryota, Viridiplantae, Streptophyta, Magnoliopsida, Poales, Poaceae. The record is from RefSeq and is a predicted model, not a curated record.